CAUUCGUACUCUUGAUGCAGCAGUUCAACACUUCACAAAAAGUAAUUAAAGUUAGGUUGCUACAGAAUAACUUAACAUUUAACGUGAUGUCAAGACAUCGGCCAGAAUUCAUUAAUUGGUGCAUAGUAGCAUCAUCAUCGACUCUGAAAGUCUACACGGAUGGCAGAUUAGUUCAUUCAUCACCCAUAAACAUUACCAACCAUGGUAUUCUCAUACCACACGCAAGCGAGCUGGUGUUUGGUGGUCGCGUCAAUAUGGAUGGGCUUGUCUAUGUAGCCAUCAGACGUCACGCCAUCACAAAUUUCAACGCAUGGGAUAAACGUCUCUCUGAUGAAACAAUUUACUCCAUGUCAAGUUUUUGUCAUGCUCAGACUGGAUCACUGAUUGUUGCAUGGCCUGAACUAUUGGCGAGAAACAAUUACAAAACACAAAGCGCAGUCGUGUGCGUUGCUGCUGGUAAAGCAACGUGUCCAUUAUCUUCAGAACAUGAUUCUUCGUUUGAGUUGUAUCCAUGUCCACGUGCCUUCUUAUACACAACUAUUAAACAAAGAAAUAAUACUCUAGAGAAUAACAUGUGGAGUGAAGUGGACAAAAGGCAAUGCAUUGGAUGUUGUCUGAUUCGAACGGGACGUCCAUAUCAGACCAAAGAAAGACUCGAAGUGGUAGUCUGUCUAGUAAUGGUACUAGUGGGACGGCCGAUACAAAGCUGGGUGUGCUGA
Messenger RNA from Actinia tenebrosa (Australian red waratah sea anemone), 719 nucleotides. RefSeq lists its product as uncharacterized. NCBI's taxonomy places the organism in Eukaryota, Metazoa, Cnidaria, Anthozoa, Actiniaria, Actiniidae. The record is from RefSeq and is a predicted model, not a curated record.